Etheostoma cragini (Arkansas darter) is the source of this 4068-nucleotide messenger RNA. RefSeq names its product phosphoribosylformylglycinamidine synthase (gene pfas). Gene Ontology annotation, biological process: 'de novo' IMP biosynthetic process. The coding region runs from base 158 to 3949 and encodes 1263 amino acids. The record is from RefSeq and is a predicted model, not a curated record. Lineage: Eukaryota; Metazoa; Chordata; Actinopteri; Perciformes; Percidae. Gene Ontology annotation, molecular function: phosphoribosylformylglycinamidine synthase activity. The transcript is spliced from 26 exons.
UUUAGAGACUGUCCUCCUGUCAGUCUGCAAACCUCACCAACCAAACCACCUUCAGUCCAUUCAAAGGCACCAGACGCUUCUCCAGGACGCGAGGGGGUGGGCAGCAUCUCAACUCUCUAUCCUAAACAAACACCCAACUGCUGAAGCUGCUACACUCAUGGCUGUAGUGAGGUUCUACAGUAAUGAAGUUGUGAGUGGGCGAGCCAUACAGAGGGCCGCCAAGCUCUACCCCCAGCUGUCCAUCACCACUGAGCUGUGCUACAAUGUGGAGCUGACAGGCUGUCAGAGGCUCAGUGCCGAGCAGACGGAGGUUCUCCUCUGGUUGUUUCGUCCUCCCCUGCAGGCAGAGCCGCUGUCUGAGGAAACCAACCUCACAGAGGGCAGGGGGGAGAAACUGGUGGAGAUUGGACCCAGGUUGAACUUCUCCACCGCCUGGUCCACUAACGCCGUGUCCAUCUGCCAGAGCGCCGGCCUCGCUAACGUCACACGGGUCGAGCUGUCUCGCAGAUUUCUAAUCAAGCCAAAGAAUGGAGAGAACGUUGACAAACUUGAUGGAGACACAGAGAAGCUGAUUGCGUGUCUGUAUGACAGUAUGACAGAAUGCAUCUAUCAACAUCCCAUCACAUCCUUCACCGUGGAAACCAAACCGCAGCCAGUGUUUGAGGUGGACAUCCUGGGGAAGGGCCGUGCAGCCUUGGAGAUGGCAAACGAUAAUCUGGGUGAGACUGUUAACAAUUUCCUAUAUUGGGUUUUCUUCUUAGCAUCCUAUUCAGCUUCAGCCUACCUCCAUCUUGUGUCCAGUGGUAUCAAAGGGAUGGAGCUGGAGUGUGUUUACCCAAAGGACCCAUCCCGGGCCAGCCAGUAUGAGACGCGGCGCUCACUAAGACACGUCAUCUUUACCGCAGAGACGCACAACUUUCCAACAGGUGUAGCGCCAUUCAGCGGAGCCACCACAGGCACAGGAGGUCGAAUCAGAGAUGUCCAGAGUGCUGGGCGGGGAGGCCACGUCAUCGCCGGCACCGCAGGCUACUGCUUCGGCAACCUGCACAUCCCAGGUUACGUUCUCCCCUGGGAGUCUGAAGGAGAGGGCUGGGAGUAUCCUUCCAGCUUUGCCCCUCCACUGCAGGUGGCAGUUGAAGCCAGUGAUGGAGCCUCAGACUAUGGCAACAAGUUUGGAGAACCUGUCCUGUCAGGUUUUGCUCGUUCUUUUGGCAUGCGGCUGGCUGAUGGAGAGCGACGAGAGUGGAUUAAGCCAAUCAUGUUCAGCGGUGGUCUCGGUUCUAUUGAGGCUACACAUGUAAAGAAAGAAGAGGCAGAGAAUGGAAUGGAAGUGGUGAAGAUCGGUGGGCCGGUGUACAGAAUCGGCGUGGGAGGAGGAGCAGCCUCCUCUGUACAAGUCCAGGGUGACAACUCCAGCGACAGGGAUCUGGGUGCAGUGCAGAGGGGAGACGCUGAGAUGGAGCAGAAGAUGAAUCGCGCUCUCAGGGCGUGUCUGGAAAAGAGCGGCGGGAACCCAAUCUGCAGUAUACACGACCAGGGGGCAGGAGGAAAUGGUAACGUGCUUAAGGAGCUAAGUGAGCCAGCAGGAGCCGUAAUCUACUGCAGUAGAUUUAAGAAAGGAGACCCCACACUGAGUGUGCUGGAGCUGUGGGGGGCAGAGUAUCAAGAGAGCAAUGCCCUGCUGCUCCGUCCAUCGGACAGGGGCUUCCUGGAGAGGGUGUGUCAGAGGGAGAAGUGUCCUGUUGACUUUGUGGGAAACAUCACUGGAGACGGCAAGAUUGUGCUGAUGGAUGAUGAUAGAGGCAGUGGGGAUCAAGCAGACACGGGGCGCUGUCCUGUCGACCUGCAGCUGGAAUGGGUUCUGGGGAAGAUGCCGCAGAAGAAGUUUAAGAUGGAGCGUCUGGCCCCAACCCAUCAGCCGCUGGCUCUUCCUGCCGGGCUGAAAGUCAUAGACGCGCUGGACAGAGUUUUACGUUUGCCCGCUGUGGCGUCCAAACGCUACCUGACCAACAAGGUGGACCGGUCUGUGACUGGGUUGGUUGCCCAGCAACAAUGCGUCGGCCCUCUUCACACCCCAUUGGCCGAUGUGGCUGUUGUUGCUCUGUCACCGUUCAGCCUGGAGGGAGCAGCUACUGCCAUUGGAGAGCAGCCAAUCAAAGGCCUGAUCUGUCCUGCAGCUGGGGCUCGCAUGGCUCUUGGAGAGGCUCUGACCAAUUUGGUGUUUGCCAGAGUCACAGCUUUGAAGGAUGUGAAGUGUAGUGGAAACUGGAUGUGGGCUGCCAAGCUUCCUGGUGAGGGAGCCUGUCUGUGGGAGGCCUGCAAAGCCAUGUGCGAGGUCAUGGGUCAGCUGGGAGUGGCCGUUGAUGGGGGCAAGGACUCUCUGAGUAUGGCUGCUAGAGUAGGGAAAGAGACCGUCAAAGCUCCAGGUGCUCUGGUUAUUUCGGCAUAUGCCGUUUGUCCUGACAUCACAGCUACUGUGACCCCUGACCUCGAGGAUCCAGAUGGCAAAGGUGUGUUGUUGUGGGUUCCUCUCAGUCCAGGCCGUCAUCGCCUGGGAGGAUCUGCCCUGGCUCAGUGCUACAGCCAGCUGGGAGACUGCUCUCCUGACCUGGAGCAGCCAGAACUAUUGACUGGCUGCUUCAACACCACACAGGCACUCAUACAAGAUCGUCUGCUGAGUGCAGGUCAUGACAUCAGCGAUGGAGGCCUCAUUUCCUGCUUGCUGGAGAUGGCGUUUGCAGGAAACCGUGGGAUUGAUGUUGAGCUGCCAUCACAAGGAGCUGGAGUCACAGAGCUGCUGUUCAGCGAGGAGCUGGGUCUGGUUCUGGAGGUUUCACAGCUCGAUGUUGAAACGGUGUGUCAGAGAUACAGUGACGCAGGCGUGCAAUGCCACCGUGUCGGCAGAACCUGCGGCUUUGGACCAGAGGCUGUGGUCAGUGUUAGUGUGGAUGGACAGGAGGUACUGAGAGAGCCACUGCCUAACCUCAGAGCAUUAUGGGAGGACACCAGUUUUCAGCUGGAGCGCCUCCAGUCCAAUGAAAUCUGUGUUAAAGAGGAAGAAGAAGGGCUAGCCAAGAGGACACAGCCCUACUUCAAACUGACCUUUGACCCCUCCAUUUCGCCCAGCAUCAGCCAGCUCAGUGCAGGUCAGCCUCGCGUAGCUGUGGUCAGGGAAGAGGGCAGUAACGGAGACCGAGAGAUGUCAGCGUCUCUGUACAUGGCCGGCUUUGAGGUUUGGGAUGUCAACAUGCAGGACCUGUGCUCUGGCUCCCUAACGCUGGAGACUUUUAAAGCAGUUGUGUUCGUAGGUGGAUUCAGCUACGCAGAUGUCCUGGGAUCAGCUAAAGGUUGGGCUGCUACUGUUGCAUAUAACCCCAAGGCCAAAGCUGAGUUUGAUCGCUUCCGUCAGCGGAGAGACACACUGAGUCUGGGAGUGUGUAACGGCUGCCAGCUGCUCGCCCUGCUGGGCUGGGUGGGAGAGGGCGAGCAUGGAGCAGAAACUGAAGUAGUGCUGACCCAUAAUAAGUCCGGCAGGUUUGAGUCCCGGUUCGUCAGCGUGGGAAUCCAGGAGUCCCCGUCUGUCUGGCUCAGAGGCAUGGAGGGCUCGGCUCUGGGAGUCUGGGUUGCACAUGGAGAAGGUCUGAUGCAAUUUUGUAGCUCUGUGGCCCAGGACCAGAUAAUCUCUGGUGGGCUCGCCCCCGUCCGUUACCUUGACGACCAGGGUCAUCCCACUGAAGUGUACCCUCUGAACCCUAACGGCUCCCCACAGGGCAUAGCGGGGCUCUGCUCUAGGGACGGGAGGCACCUGGCCAUGAUGCCCCACCCGGAGCGCUGCACCCUGGGCUGGCAGACGCCCUGGGCCCCGAGGGACUUCAGAUCUUCUCUCACCCCUUCACCCUGGCUACGCAUGUUCAAGAACGCAGUUGCCUGGUGCAGCAACACAGAGUGAUACUACGCUGUUAACAUCUCUGCCAAAGUAGUAUUCUAGUCUUUUUAGGGUUGUGAGUCAAGUGAAACUGUAAGGCCUGUUACAUUACUGAGUUGUGUACUACACCUUUUUACUCACUG